Messenger RNA from Pygocentrus nattereri (red-bellied piranha), 912 nucleotides. Its product is annotated as trace amine-associated receptor 13c-like. Gene Ontology annotation, cellular component: membrane. The record is from RefSeq and is a predicted model, not a curated record. The coding region runs from base 1 to 912 and encodes 303 amino acids. Gene Ontology annotation, molecular function: trace-amine receptor activity. NCBI's taxonomy places the organism in Eukaryota, Metazoa, Chordata, Actinopteri, Characiformes, Serrasalmidae. Gene Ontology annotation, biological process: G protein-coupled receptor signaling pathway. The transcript is spliced from 2 exons.
AUGGAUGUCACAGAAUUUGGGCAAAACAAUUCACUUCAAUACUGCUUUCCUGAAAUCAACUCAUCUUGCAGAAAAGAGCUCCACACUCCCACCAACCUGCUCAUCCUCUCUCUGGCUGUGGCGGAUCUUCUUGUGGGACUGUUUGUUAUGCCUGUGAAUAUAAUGAAAUUAAUAGACACCUGUUGGUAUCUUGGGGAUGUGGGAUGCUCUGUUUAUCCAGUGAUUCAUUUUGUUUCAGGGUCAAGCUCUCUGUUUAGCUCGGUUUUCAUUGCAGUUGAUCGGUACAUUGCUGUCUGUGAUCCUCUACAUUAUACCACUAGAAUUACAGUUUGUAAAACUGCUUUGCUCAUAAUUCUAGGCUGGUCUUUCUGUCUAUUCUAUGUCAUCAUCUAUCUGUACUUUAAUGAGCAUCUUCUUCAAAUUCAGAUAUCCACCAGAUGCUACGGAGAGUGUGUUCUGGUCAUAAAAUAUUCCUGGCUGCUUGUUGACCUGGUUGUUAUGUUUCUUGUACCUUGUGCUAUUAUUCUGACCUUGUAUUCCAUUAUCUUUAUCGUGGCAAGACGCCAAGGUAAAGCUGUUAGAGCUGUGACGACCGGUGCCUCAAACAAACAGGAAGCUAACGUUUCAAGCGCUUCUGAAACCAAAGCAGCAAAGACGUUGGGUAUUGCAAUAUUUGUUUAUCUUGCUUGCUGGAUACCAUAUAAUUUAACUUCUCUUUCAGUUGAAAGUCUGACAUCUUUAUCGAUGGGGUGGAUUGUGUUUGGCUGGCUAUUGUUCAUGAGCUGCUCUGUGAAUCCACUAAUAUAUGCAUUUUAUUAUCCAUGGUUCAGAACUUCUGUUAAGUAUAUUGUAACUUGCAGAAUACUUGAAUCCUCAUCUUCACAUUUUAACUUGAUUGCAGAGCAUUUUUAA